Messenger RNA from Coffea eugenioides, 1365 nucleotides. Its product is annotated as tRNA:m(4)X modification enzyme TRM13 homolog. Gene Ontology annotation, biological process: tRNA methylation. NCBI's taxonomy places the organism in Eukaryota, Viridiplantae, Streptophyta, Magnoliopsida, Gentianales, Rubiaceae. The record is from RefSeq and is a predicted model, not a curated record.
AUGGUCGAUUUGAAGAGUGAGCGCUGCCAGUUUUGGCUCCCAAAGAAGAAUAGACUCUGUGCCAAUGCUCCUCUCCCUAAUUCCUCUUUCUGCGGCAACCACACACAAAGGUCCAAUCACCAAUGGAUUCAAUGCCCCCUUGACCCUUCUCACUCCGUACUCCAGCAUAAUCUUGAAAAUCACCUUACCAGAUGCCCCUCCCUCAAACAAGCUCAGUCUCUCUCCCUCCAACCCUAUUACCAAAAGGGCAUCAAUGCCGGCGGAGUCAUCGAUGAAGAUCAUACUGCUACUGCUUCACAUAUGAAGAGACGAGCUAUCUACAACAAGACUGUCCCUGAAUUCUGUGACUUGAUCCGCAAAAUCAAGAGCAUUCAUGCAUCCCUCUCCGAUAAUACCCGCAUUCAAGAUUCUUUCAAGAUUCCUCAAGCUUGUGCUGUUUGAUCUACUCGUAGACAAAUCGAUCGGAAGUUACCCUUCCAAGAGAAACAUGUUUUGCAGCAGGCCUCCAUCCUUGGUAACCUGGAAGAAUUUGGACUGUUGCGCAAGUCUGGUGUAGAGGAUGCUGUAAUUGAUGCGAGGACUCUAGACCGCAGCGAUGUUGAUGUUCCUGCUGUCGUGGAAUUUGGAGCUGGGAGGGGUUACCUGACCCAAUUGCUUGCUGACUGCUACGGGAUUAAAAAAGUGCUUUUGGUUGAGCGCAAGUCCUACAAGCUUAAGGCUGAUCGAAGUUUGAGACAAAUAGAGAACCUGAUGUUGGAGCGCUUGAGGAUCGAUAUUGAAGAUUUGAACUUGAAUGCUGUCGAGUCUUUGCAAGGGGUUCCUUAUUUGGCAAUUGGUAAACAUCUUUGUGGGCCGGCAACAGAUAUGACGUUGAAGUGUUGCAUAUUGGAACAAAGUGCUCAAAAUCAUGCUGAUCAGUUGAAAGCCAGUUGUUUCCUCAGAGGUCUCGCUAUAGCUACGUGCUGUCAUCAUCUUUGUCAGUGGAAACACUACAUAAAUAAGAACUACAUAUUGAAUCUCGGUUUGACCAAGGAAGAUUUCCAUGCAAUGACAUGGCUUACUAGCUGGGCAGUUGAUGCAGACCAUGGAUCGGACAUUUUUGUCGUUGACAGCUCGCCGAAUCUAAGUCUCAAUGAGAAGGAAGAGAUUGAAGCAGAAUUAAGUCAGUCUGGAGUGGGAGACGUUGUUAGGAAUAUGAGCGCUGUGGAGAGGGCAGUGGUGGGAUUCGUGUGUAAGGAUAUCAUUGAUGCUGGAAGAUUGAUGAGGCUCAAGGAGCGUGGAUUACAUCAAGUUGUAAAGUAUGUUCCACCCGGUAUCUCUCCUGAAAACCAUUUACUGAUUGCUAGGCAGGGCAAUGGAUUAUAA